Messenger RNA from Piliocolobus tephrosceles (Ugandan red Colobus), 5119 nucleotides. It is a transcript of the gene ZMYND10, whose product is annotated as zinc finger MYND-type containing 10. Gene Ontology annotation, biological process: motile cilium assembly; inner dynein arm assembly; outer dynein arm assembly. The record is from RefSeq and is a predicted model, not a curated record. Lineage: Eukaryota; Metazoa; Chordata; Mammalia; Primates; Cercopithecidae. Gene Ontology annotation, cellular component: centriolar satellite; cytoplasm. The transcript has 17 exons. Bases 685 to 2007 code for a protein of 440 amino acids.
UGCUGAGAUUACAGGCGUGAGCCACCGCGCCCGGCCUGAUAAACACUUUUAAGGCUCCGGGGCUGUCCGUGAGGAUCAAGCGUGGAAGUAAGUCUACAGAAAAGGCUGCCGCAGUUAACCCAUGACAGGUGAUAACAGUCCGGACAUAGGGAGGAUGGAGAGAAGGGCGCCCUGGCAGUAUUUCAAGAGCCAACUAAUGGAGCCGGGACGCGAGAAAUAGAGGAACCAGGAAGCCAUAAGGAGGAGGAGGAGCAGCGGGUGGGUCAAGAUGCCGCAGCCGCAGGAGGAGCUCAUGGGGUCGGGGUUACCCCCAACUCCGUGCAAGCCGACUUGGCGUCCGAGGGCAGAGUCCAGACCACAAGGAUCUGGAGCUCAGGAGAGACUCGUGGGCCACAUCGCGAGAAAGCUGUGGGAAUCCAAAUACUUUGGCGAUUGGCAGCCGCGUAGGCGAGGCGGGCUGGAGACCCGCCCGGAUUUAGGCGCGAGCCACCUCCAGGGGCGGAGCCCAGGCCGCACUGCGCAGGCGCGGCUAACCCGUUUCCAUGGUUGCGAGAACUCUCGCUCCCCAACCGUCCCACAACUGUCCUGUCCCAGACUUUGGCACCGUUGGGGUCCGUCGUCCCCGAGUGUUUCAGCAUCCCCACCCUGGCUGCUGCCCAGGAUCCGUCGGACCCCGGCCUCGAUAUGGGAGACCUGGAACUGCUGCUGCCCGGGGAAGCUGAAGUGCUGGUGCGGGGUCUGCGCAGCUUCCCGCUACGCGAGAUGGGCUCCGAAGGGUGGAACCAGCAGCACGAGAACCUGGAGAAGCUGAACAUGCAAGCCAUCCUCGAUGCCACAAUCAGCCAGGGCGAGCCCAUUCAGGAGCUGCUGGUCACCCAUGGGAAGGUCCCAACGCUGGUGGAGGAGCUGAUCGCAGUGGAGAUGUGGAAGCAGAAGGUGUUCCCCGUGCUCUGCAGGGUGGAGGACUUCAAGCCCCAGAACACCUUUCCCAUCUACAUGGUGGUGCACCAUGAGGCCUCCAUCAUCAACCUCUUGGAGACAGUGUUCUUCCACAAGGAGGCGUGUGAGUCAGCAGAAGACACUGUCUUGGACUUGGUAGACUAUUGCCACCGCAAACUGACUCUGCUGGUGGCCCGGAGUGGCUGUGGUGGCCCCCCUGAAGGGGCGGGGUCCCAGGACAGCAACCCCAUGCAGGAGCUGCAGAAGCAGGCAGAGCUGAUGGAAUUUGAGAUUGCACUGAAGGCCCUCUCAGUACUGCGCUACAUCACAGACUGUGUGGACAGCCUCUCUCUCAGCACCUUGAGCCGUAUGCUUAGCACACACAACCUGCCCUGCCUGCUGGUGGAACUGCUGGAGCAUAGUCCGUGGAACCGGUGGGAAGGAGGCAAGCUGCAGCAGUUCGAGGGCAGCCGUUGGCAUACUGUGGCCCCCUCAGAGCAGCAAAAGCUGAGCAAGUUGGACGGGCAAGUGUGGAUAGCCCUGUACAACCUGCUGCUAAGCCCUGAGGCCCAGGCGCGCUACUGCCUGACAAGUUUUGCCAAGGGACAGCUACUCAAGCUUCGGGCCUUCCUCACAGACACACUACUGGACCAGCUGCCCAACCUGGCCCACUUGCAGAGUUUCCUGGCCCAUCUGGCCCUGACUGAAACCCAGCCCCCUAAGAAGGACCUGGUGUUGGAACAGAUCCCAGAAAUCUGGGAGCGGCUGGAGCGAGAAAACAGAGGCAAGUGGCAGGCAAUUGCCAAGCACCAGCUCCAGCAUGUGUUCAGCCCCUCAGAGCAGGACCUGCGGCUGCAGGCACAAAGGUGGGCUGAGACCUACAGGCUGGACGUGCUAGAGGCAGUGGCUCCAGAGCGGCCCCGCUGUGCUUACUGCAGUGCAGAUGCUUCUAAGCGCUGCUCGCGAUGCCAGAAUGAGUGGUAUUGCUGCAGGGAGUGCCAAGUCAAGCACUGGGAAAAGCAUGGAAAGACUUGUGUCCUGGCAGCCCAGGGUGACAGAGCCAAAUGAGGGUUGCAGUUGCUGAGGGCCGACCACCUAUGCCAAGGGAAUCCACCCAGAAUGCACCCCUGAACCUCAAGAUCACAGUCCAGCCUCUGCCGGAGCCCCAGUCUCCGCAGUGGAGAGCAGAGCGGGCGGUAAAGCUGCUGACCCAUCCCCCUCCUCCCCACCCCAAGGGAAGGCUCGAGACUUCCUGCCCCACCUGGUGGGCAGGCCAAGUGCGUUUCCUCAGCAAACUGGGCCAGGAGGGCGAGGGCCGGAUGUGGGGACCCUCUUCCUCUAGCACAGUAAAGCUGGCCUCCAGAAACACGGGUAUCUCCGCGUGGUGCUUUGCGGUCGCAGUCUUUGUGGCCGUCCGGGGUGGGGUGUGAGGAGGGGACGAAGGAGGGAAGGAAGGGCAAGGCGCGGGCUCUGCGAGAGCGAGCCUGUCCCCGCACCCAGGUUUCCAUUGCACGGCUCUCCUCAGCUCCUUUCCGCCGCCCAGCUUAGAUCCUGGGGGCGGCGCUGAAGUCGGGGCCCGCCCUGUGGCCCCGCCCGGCCCGCUCUUGCUAGCGCCCAAAGCCAGCGAAGCACCGGCCCGACCGGGCCAUGUCGGCGGAGCCUGAGCUCAUUGAGCUGCGGGAGCUGGCACCCGCUGGGCGCGCUGGGCAGGGCCGCACCCGGCUGGAGCGUGCCAACGCGCUGCGCAUCGCGCGGGGCACCACGUGCAACCCCGCACGGCAGCUGGUCCCGGGCCGUGGCCACCGCUUCCAGCCCGCCGGGCCCGCCACGCACACGUGGUGCGACCUCUGUGGCGACUUCAUCUGGGGCGUCGUGCGCAAGGGCCUGCAGUGCGCGCAUUGCAAGUUCACCUGCCACUACCGCUGCCGCGCGCUCGUCUGCCUGGACUGCUGCGGGCCCCGGGACCUGGGCUGGGAACCCGCGGUGGAGCGGGACACGAACGUGGUGAGCGCGGGGCCGAGGGCGUAUGGGAAGGGCGAAGACGGGCAGGCCACAGCGCAGGCAUUCUCGAGGGCUGCCUGGGUGGUGCACGCAAGGAGCGUUCUAAGUGCCGAUUUCCCGGCGGCAGAGAGAGGCUAAUUCUGAGCGACGGCUGGGAGGGGUGCCUGGGUUGCCGGCUCCGCAAGGACUCCACCGGCUUCUAGCAGACCCGGGCUAAGGCGGACGCAGGCUCCGCGCACGCGCACUUCCCGCACCUUCCGGCCCUCGCCUUGUGCGCUUGCGCGGACGCUGGCACCCGCCCCGUUCCCUGUGGUAGGUGGGGUCUCUGAGUGGAGCUGCCGGAGCGAUGAGGUCAUUCCUCGAGGCUAAGUGUGCGUGUCCCCGCCCCGGCGUUCCUCCCCCAAUUACACAAGAGCUAGUUCCCGGCGAUCUACGUUUCAGUCUUAACGGUUGCGGCGCGGCGCUGGCCCAGGCGCACGCGCACACUGACACGCGUACACGCACGCACGCGACCGGGGCGGUGGUUGGCGGCUACGGACGCGCGGGACCAGGGGGACGGGCGGGUGCGGCGAUGGGCGAGGCGGAGACGCCUUCUUUCGAGAUGACCUGGAGCAGCACGACGAGCAGUGGCUACUGCAGCCAAGAGGACUCAGACUCGGAGCUCGAGCAGUACUUCACCGCACGAACCUCGCUAGCGCGCAGGCCGCGCCGGGACCAGGAUGAGCCUGUGGAGUGGGAGACACCUGACCUCUCUCAAGCUGAGAUUGAGCAGAAGAUCAAGGAGUACAAUGCCCAGAUCAAUAGCAACCUCUUCAUGAGCUUGAACAAGGACGGUUCUUACACAGGCUUCAUCAAGGUUCAGCUGAAGCUGGUGCGCCCUGUCUCUGUGCCCUCCAGCAAGAAGCCACCCUCCUUGCAGGAUGCCCGGCGGGGCCCAGGACGGAGCACAAGUGUCAGGCGCCGCACUUCCUUUUACCUGCCCAAGGAUGCUGUCAAGCACCUGCAUGUGCUGUCACGCACAAGGGCACGUGAAGUCAUUGAGGCCCUGCUGCGAAAGUUCUUGGUGGUGGAUGACCCCCGCAAGUUUGCACUCUUUGAGCGGGCUGAGCGUCACGGCCAAGUGUACUUGCGAAAGCUGUUGGAUGAUGAGCAGCCCCUGCGGCUGCGGCUCCUGGCAGGGCCCAGUGACAAGGCCCUGAGCUUCGUCCUGAAGGAAAAUGACUCUGGGGAGGUGAACUGGGACGCCUUCAGCAUGCCUGAACUACAUAACUUCCUGCGUAUCCUGCAGCGGGAGGAGGAGGAGCACCUCCGCCAGAUCCUGCAGAAGUACUCCUAUUGCCGCCAGAAGAUCCAAGAGGCCCUGCACGCCUGCCCCCUUGGGUGACCUCUUGUUCCCCCAGGUGGAAGGCGGAGAGCAGGCAGCACCAAGUGCAUGCCGUGUGAGUGUGACAGGGCCAGUGGGGCCUGUGGAAUGAGUGUGCAUGGAGGCUCUCCUCUGCUGGGGGAAUGAGCCCAGAGAACAGCGAAGGAGCUUGCCCCCUGUGUCCACCUGUGGGUAUAGCCGGGUAUGGCUCUGCACCCCUUGCAUCCCUCUGCCCCUCAUUACUGGGCCUUGGUGGGCCAGGGCUGCCCUGAGAAGCUGCUCCAGGCCUGCAGCAGGAGUGGAGCAGACAGAAGUCUCUUCAAUUUGUGUCUCAGAAGUGAGAAUCUUGGAGAUGCUACAAACAGAACAGGGUCGUGUUUGCAGGGGUGAGGGCCCUCAUCUAUGGGGAAAUGUUUUGGAUCUUGAAUGUGGUCUCAGGAUAUCCUUAUCAGAGCUAAGGGUAGGUGCUCAGAAUAAGGCAGGCAUUGAGGAAGAGUCUUGGUUUCUCUCUAUAGUGCCAACUCCUCACACACCCUGAGGUCAGGGAGUGCUGGCUCACAGUGCACCAAGUGCCUUAAUGCCUCAUAUGAGGAGGAUGUCCCUGGGCCAGGGUCUGUGUAAAUGUAGGCACCGGCCCAGGUUCAUACCUUAUUUGCUAAUCAAAGCCAGGGUCUCUCCCUCAGGUAUUUUUCAUAAAGUGUAUGAAUGUAUGUAAUGUGUGGUGGCCUCAGCUAAAUGCCUCCUGUGGGGAAAGGGGUGGGGGUGACAGUCAUCAUCAGGGCCUGGGGCCUAAGAGAAUUGGCUGAAUAAAGAUUU